UUCAUCACAAAUUAGAAAAAGAAUGUCAAAACUUUUGAAGUUUAGAAUAUCUAAAGCUAUCUCUAGCUCUUUCCAUUCAUGUCGUUCCAAGGACCCUUGUACACUUCCUCAACAUCCUGUCCCUUCAUUCUUACAAAAUACACAAUUCAUCACCAUUGAUCAUCUUCUGUUCGAAGAAAUGAUUCAUCAAGAUAACGAGUCACAACUGAUAUCGACACAUCAUGAUCAUUUCCCCAUAAUCACCUCACCCUCCUUCAAACACCACGUGUCGGUGACCCCGAUAACUGCCGGAGGCCAAUGUAGCUCAAGGAAUGGAGAAGCAUUCAGUACUACGUCCGAUGACAGCCACACUAGGUCACCUUCACAUGAAUUCAAGUGGAAAAAAGAAGAAGACAAGUGGCAACAUUUUGUCAAGACGACCUCCGAUGAUGAUACAAAACAACAACCUCGUAGGAAAAUCUCUUACCCCUUUAUCUCUGACGAUUCAGACAAUGACGAGGUUUUAACAGAGAUAAACAAGCGCCAAAGUAGUAGAAAGAAAAAAAUUAGUACUAGUAAAACAAAAUUCCUUAUGAUGAUGAACACUACGUCCCCAUCAUCAUCAAUGAAUGAAAAUGAGAUUAAUUUUACUAGUAAAAAAGCUAAUUGGGAUUAUCAUGAGGAUAUCGAUAUUACUAAUGAAGAUGAAGAAGACGAGACUGAGACAUUCAUAUCUUCUUCUUGUAAAAGCCACGUGGAGUUUUCGGAUGAUUCAUCUUCGAAUUUUAGCCAAGAGUUUGAUACAAUUUACAAAAAUACCACUAGAAGGUGUCAAAAAAAGAUUGGCUUUUGCAAGAGAAGAGAUGUCAAAAACACAAGAUCUAACGUUUCAAGGGGCAUGAACAAUAUUGGUAAACGGUUAUCAAUUUCAACGUCAACGACAUCAUCGGACGGUGAGUUACCUCCAAGGUUAUCGGUGUUCAAGAAGUUGAUACCAUGUAAUGUGGAAGGGAAAGUAAAGGAGAGUUUUGCCAUAGUGAAGAAAUCCGAGGACCCGUAUGAAGAUUUCAAAAGUUCGAUGAUGGAAAUGAUUUUAGAGAAAAAAAUGUUUGAGAAAAAUGAUUUGGAGCAACUUUUGGAAUGUUUUUUGUCAUUAAAUGCUAAGAAUUGUCAUGGGGUGAUUGUUGAGGCUUUUUCUGAGAUUUGGAAGACAUUGUUUUCACCUAAUCAUAGUUAAUGUUAGUUGUUAGGAUAAUUUCAAGAAAUUAAUUAGUACUCUGUUCCGUUUAUUUUUACUUGUCAUGUCUUUUCGAGAGUCAAUUUGUAUGGCUUUAGACUAAUAUUUUAAAAUAUAUUGUUUCAUCAUAUAUAUUACGGAAAAGGGUCAAACUUGCCCCUGAACUAUAUGAAAUAGACCAUUUAUACCCUUCGUUACAUUUUGGGAUAAAAAAUGCCCCUGUUGUUAUCCUAAGAGACCACAAAUACCCUCAAGAGUUAACACCCCAAAUUUUUGUUGACGUGGCAAGCCACGUGGGACUAAUCCUUCCACCUAAGCGUUGUCAACUAGGAUUCACUACAAAAGAACUAGACCUUUAGCGGCAACAACAGUCGCCACAAAAGCCCAGAAAAUCGUCACUAAAAGUUUUUAACAUUAAAUUCUAAUUUUGUGUUUUUUUCUUCAUUGUUUUUA
This is a messenger RNA of Solanum tuberosum (potato), 1669 nucleotides long. RefSeq names its product transcription repressor OFP7. The transcript has 3 exons. Gene Ontology annotation, biological process: negative regulation of DNA-templated transcription. The record is from RefSeq and is a predicted model, not a curated record. Bases 23 to 1216 code for a protein of 397 amino acids. Lineage: Eukaryota; Viridiplantae; Streptophyta; Magnoliopsida; Solanales; Solanaceae.